This is a messenger RNA of Sinocyclocheilus grahami, 1061 nucleotides long. RefSeq lists its product as uncharacterized. The transcript is spliced from 5 exons. The record is from RefSeq and is a predicted model, not a curated record. Lineage: Eukaryota; Metazoa; Chordata; Actinopteri; Cypriniformes; Cyprinidae. Bases 435 to 1061 code for a protein of 208 amino acids.
AACCUGGAGCUUUCCCAGUCAAUAACUUGAACAGCGCGAACUUCAAUGGCGAUGAGCUAGCAGGCUAAUCCAGCACAAGACGCGAAUUAAUAAACAUUUUGCGCGCACUAACGCUGUCAUUUAAAAACAAAACACCACAGGGGUUAACCCGAGGAGGCUACUAACUAGCUACAAAGCAAAACAAGCCGCGAUAACUUCGAAACAUAAAUAGAGCGAACAUCAACCGCAUCGCGCGAGGAGAGGAAGAACGUGCGGCGCGAGACCUUCCCAAACAAGUGAGCAUAGACGGUCAAACACACUUUCACCAUCUUUGAGGGCCCUAGUCAACGUUUGUACCGAGCUUGUUCUGCUGACCCGACUCAACUAGUGUGAGAACACGUUGUCACAGCCAUCUUUAACCACUACAAACGCCAAUAUAUCCGAUCAUCCCACUUAUGCACGGGGAAAAAAGCGGCCAUCUAAAAACGGCUCGCGCUCGCUGCGUUUUCCCUUCGCUGACGACAUUACAACACCCCUUUCGCUGCCCUCGCGAUUUCUGCUUUGAAGUGAGCCUCACAUUCAUCGCAUUCAUGUCUCGGCCUCAGCAGCAGGAGCGGAUGGGGGAGGGGAAAAGAAUCCAAGGUGAUUGUCCACAAAAAAUCGGUCCAUUCCAGGUUAUCGACUGUGUCCAUUCGAAUCUAAAACACAGUCAACAGACUACGCAUGGACUGGGCCAGUGCUCAAAUCAGAUGGCAUCAGCAGCUGCAAACUCAGAUCUAUCCUUGCCCUUCCUGAGGCCUGGCUUUGAUUACUGGGCCCCCCACCAUGAGCCAACACAUGGCCAUGAGCGCAUACCAACUCAGUGCACAACCUCUGAGCAACCACUUGGAAACAAUCAAGAGAAAACAUACGACCAUGCAGAGUUUUCACUACAAAACAUUUGGAAAUGGUCAAAGACACAAGCUUCAGCUCUGCAAGCUGAUUGGUGGAUGCAAGGACCAGAAGAUAGACCUCGGAACCCUAUUGUAACUAUGGCAACAGACCCCACAGGAAUGAGUGAUUUGCUCCUAAUUGCAAAGUAA